This is a messenger RNA of Rhopilema esculentum, 1104 nucleotides long. Lineage: Eukaryota; Metazoa; Cnidaria; Scyphozoa; Rhizostomeae; Rhizostomatidae. The record is from RefSeq and is a predicted model, not a curated record.
AUGCGCGCGCAUCCUUGUAGUCAAGAACCUUGUUUAUGUUUACAAUCAGGUUUGAUUUACUUCUUGUUGCAUCGAAAAUUAUCUCUCGCAUUUAGCAAAAUGCAUCGAACUUGUUGUGCGGUCGGUUGUACGAACAGAAAAAUUGGAGAAAAGAAAGAUGUUCCUUUUUAUAAGAUGCCUAAAGGAUCGACACCAAUUGAGAAACGUCAAAGGCAAGAUUGGAUGACAACGAUAAGGCGGGCGGAUUGGAAAUCGUGGAGCGAGGAGAAAAUAUCAAAUGCUUUCAUUUGCGGGGAGAAUUUCAUUUCAGGUAAAAGAUCGGAGAACCCUGAUGAUCCCAACUGGAUUCCUACAAUAUUCCAGCACACAUCUGCGAGGGAUAUUGCAAAAGUUGACAACAAAAUUGCAAAACAAGCAAGGUAUGAAACACUUAAAAAGAAAAGGGGGAGAUUUCAUGUCAGUUGGAAAGUAACUGGAAGGGUGUCAUCGGAAGAAGCAAGUCCGCAUUCCGAUUCAUCAAAUGAUGGUGUCGUGCCUCCAUGUAACGAGGAAAACCAGGAAGAUGAUGAAAGUGUUUUGGCUACAUCUACCAUAGCAAGACUAACAACCAAGGCGUCUCAGCUGGAGGAAGAACUAAGGGAAAGGAAUGCAGAGGUAUACAAAUUGAGAGAAGAAAAUGAGAAACUUAAAAAAGGGAGAUUCGGUUUUGAAAAACUAAAGAAAUCAAAUAAAGAUCUAAAAUUUUUUACUGGGCUACCAACUGUAGCUGUUUUCUUAUGGGUUGUUUCUUUGGUAAGAAGCAAUUUGAAAAAGUGCAGUUCUGUCCUGUCGGAAGAGGACCAUGUUCUAAUUGUGCUGAUGAAGCUUAAGCUUGGCCUCAUGAAUGAAGACAUUGCUUAUAGAAUUGGUUGCACAAACACCAUGAUCUCAACAAAUUUUCGAACCUGGCUUCCAGGACUCUCUUCAUCCCUCAAGAACUUAAUUGUGUGGCCUAGCAAAAUAGAAAUCAAGGAAAAUCUUCCCCAGUCCUUCAGGGUAAAUAUAGAGACUGUAUCUGCAUUAUUGAUUGCAGUGAGAUAUUUAUUGAAAGACCAAAGAAUCUGA